Messenger RNA from Hordeum vulgare subsp. vulgare (domesticated barley), 4819 nucleotides. Its product is annotated as disease resistance protein RGA5-like. Gene Ontology annotation, biological process: defense response to other organism. NCBI's taxonomy places the organism in Eukaryota, Viridiplantae, Streptophyta, Magnoliopsida, Poales, Poaceae. Gene Ontology annotation, molecular function: DNA binding; ADP binding. The transcript has 8 exons. Bases 853 to 4692 code for a protein of 1279 amino acids. The record is from RefSeq and is a predicted model, not a curated record.
CGGCGCCGCCCGCGGCCAACAGCCACCGCGGCGAGUCGCCGGAGUCAACCUCGGUGCUCCGAAGCCGCAGCCUCGCCCCCGCCGGCGACGGAAGCGCCUUCGACCUCCUCUGCGCCGGCUGAUCAAAGCCUCUCUCUUUCCAAGCAUAUUUCGCGCACGCUGUGGCCACAAGCACGGCCUCCGCAGGCCGCGCUGGACGUGCCGCUGGCGGCAGCGCUCGCAGGCGGACACGAGUCAUCUCCAGAAAUGUCCCCUGUCCCGGAAUCGAGCUCACGCCCCCAGCCAGAUCCGUCCACCCCGCCGGCCAAGGUCUCCCCCACCCCAGCCGGCGCGCGGGAGGGCAUCCGGUGCUGCUCGACAGAGCUCCAGUCCCGCGGUUGCAGCUGACUUCCUGUCAGAAACUUCGCACAUCUAUCUCUGGUGACCAGCACAUAGGUUCCGACAGGUACAUGAGAGGAAAUUUCCUACUAAUAGUCCAAGAUUCAAGACAGAGCCACGCACAUGAUGCCAACCAACCAAGGUGGUACAGCACUAGCAGAGAAGGAUAAGGAGGAGCCGACGAGGAAGAGGAGGGGGGCGAGGAAGCUGCUUGAUCCUGUUAGGACAGUUGGGAAGAAGAAGAAGAAGGAGAAGAAGAGGAAGAGGAAAUCGUUGGUGCUGAAAGCAGCCGAGAGGGUUCUUGAGGAGGAUUGCAACAGCGUCUUGUUUGACGAUCCCACCACGGCCACAGUUUCUGAUCCUGUUACUGAAGCAAGUGCUAGAUAUGCUUUCAAGCAAUCUGUUGCUUGACAGCGAGUUAAAAACAGCACCGUUCUCGAGGAAUCUCGCUUACUCACAUCAUCUGAUAUCUUGAUGUUGUUUGAUAGUUCAGUGAGUGCUUCGUUGGGCACCAUGAGACCACUUGUCAAGAAGCUCGACAUGCUGCUAGCUCCUGCUCGGGGAUACAGUACCUUGUGCAAGAGGAUCAAGGAAGUGAUGCACCUUCUCAAACAUGAUGUUGAAGAGAUAAGCUCCUACCUUGAUGAACUUACAGAGGUGGAGGACCCUCCACCAAUGGCCAAGUGCUGGAUGAACGAGGCACGCGACCUGUCUUAUGAUAUGGAGGAUUACAUUGAUAGCUUGUUAUUUGUGCCACCUGGCCAUUUCAUCAAGAAGAAGAAGAAGAAGAAGAAGAAGGGAAAGAAGAAGAUGGUGAUAAAGAAGAGGCUCAAGUGGUGCAAACAGAUCGUAUUCACAAAGCAAGUGUCAGACCAUGGUAUCAAGACCAGUAAAAUCAUUCAUGUUAAUGUCCCUCGUCUUCCCAAUAAGCCCAAGGUUGCAAAAAUAAUAUUACAGUUCAGGAUCUAUGUCCAGGAGGCUAUUGAACGGUAUGACAAGUAUAGGCUUCACCAUUGCAGCACCUUGAGGCGUAGAUUGUUGUCCACUGGUAGUAUGCUUUCAGUGCCAAUACCCUAUGAAGAAGCUGCCCAAAUUGUAACUGAUGGCCGGAUGAAUGAGUUUAUCAGCUCACUGGCUGCUAAUAAUGCAGCAGAUCAGCAGCAGCUCAAGGUGGUAUCUGUUCUUGGAUCUGGGUGUCUAGGUAAAACUACGCUUGCGAAUGUGUUGUACGACAGAAUUGGGAUGCAAUUCGAAUGCAGAGCUUUCAUUCGAGUGUCCAAAAAGCCUGAUAUGAAGAGACUUUUCCGUGACUUGCUCUCGCAAUUCCACCAGAAGCAGCCACUGCCUACCAGUUGUAAUGAGCUUGGCAUAAGUGACAAUAUCAUCAAACAUCUGCAAGAUAAAAGGUAUCUAAUUGUUAUUGAUGAUUUGUGGGAUUUAUCAGUAUGGGAUAUUAUUAAAUAUGCUUUUCCAAAGGGAAACCAUGGAAGCAGAAUAAUAAUAACUACACAGAUUGAAGAUGUUGCAUUAACUUGUUGCUGUGAUCACUCGGAGCAUGUUUUCGAGAUGAAACCUCUCAACAUUGGUCACUCAAGAGAGCUAUUUUUUAAUAGACUUUUUGGUUCUGAAAGUGACUGUCUUGAAGAAUUCAAACGAGUUUCAAACGAAAUUGUUGAUAUAUGUGGUGGUUUACCGCUAGCAACAAUCAACAUAGCUAGUCAUUUGGCAAACCAGGAGACAGAAGUAUCAUUGGAUUUGCUAACAGACACACGUGAUUUGUUGAGGUCCUGUUUGUGGUCAAAUUCUACUUCAGAAAGAACAAAACAAGUACUGAACCUCAGCUACAGUAAUCUUCCUGAUUAUCUGAAGACAUGUUUGCUGUAUCUUCAUAUGUAUCCAGUGGGCUCCAUAAUCUGGAAGGAUGAUCUGGUGAAGCAAUUGGUGGCUGAAGGGUUUAUUGCUACAAGAGAAGGGAAAGACCAAGACCAAGAAAUGAUAGAGAAAGCUGCAGGACUCUGUUUCGAUGCACUUAUUGAUAGAAGAUUCAUCCAGCCUAUAUAUACCAAGUACAACAAUAAGGUGUUGUCCUGCACGGUUCAUGAGGUGGUACAUGAUCUUAUUGCCCAAAAGUCUGCUGAAGAGAAUUUCAUUGUGGUAGCAGACCACAAUCGAAAGAAUAUAGCACUUUCUCAUAAGGUUCGUCGACUAUCUCUCAUCUUUGGCGACACAAUAUAUGCCAAGACACCAGCAAACAUCACAAAGUCACAAAUUCGGUCAUUCAGAUUUUUUGGAUUAUUCGAGUGUAUGCCUUGUAUUACAGAGUUCAAGGUUCUCCGUGUUCUAAACCUUCAACUAUCUGGUCAUCGUGGGGACAAUGACCCUAUAGACCUCACUGGGAUUUCAGAACUGUUUCAGCUGAGAUAUUUAAAGAUUACAAGUGAUGUGUGCAUAAAACUACCAAAUCAAAUGCAAAAACUGCAAUAUUUGGAAACGUUGGACAUUAUGGAUGCACCAAGAGUCACUGCUGUUCCAUGGGAUAUUAUAAAUCUCCCACACCUGUUGCACCUGACUCUUCCUGUUGAUACAUAUCUGCUGGAUUGGAUUAGCAGCAUGACUGACUCCGUCAUCAGUCUGUGGACCCUUGGCAAGCUGAACUACCUGCAGCAUCUUCAUCUUACUAGUUCUUCUACACGUCCUUCAUACCAUCUGGAGAGAAGUGUGGAGGCUCUGGGUUAUUUGAUCGGAGGACAUGGCAAGCUGAAAACUAUAGUAGUCGCUCAUGUCUCCUCUGCUCAAAAUACUGUGGUUCGUGGCGCCCCAGAAGUAACCAUUUCAUGGGAUCGUAUGUCACCUCCCCCCCUUCUCCAGAGAUUCGAAUGCCCACACAGCUGCUUCAUAUUUUACCGAAUUCCUAAGUGGGUUACAGAACUUGGCAACCUGUGCAUUUUGAAGAUUGCAGUGAAGGAGCUUCAUAUGAUUUGUCUUGGUACUCUCAGAGGAUUGCAUGCCCUCACUGAUCUGUCGCUGUAUGUGGAGACAGCGCCCAUUGACAAGAUCAUCUUUGACAAGGCCGGGUUCUCAGUUCUCAAGUACUGCAAAUUGCGCUUCGCGGCUGGUAUAGCUUGGCUGAAAUUUGAGGCUGAUGCAAUGCCUAGUCUAUGGAAACUGAUGCUAGUUUUCAACGCCAUCCCACGAAUGGACCAAAAUCUUGUUUUCUUUCACCACAGCCGACCGGCGAUGCAUCAACGUGGUGGUGCAGUAAUCAUUGUCGAGCAUAUGCCAGGGCUUAGAGUGAUCUCCGCAAAAUUUGGGGGCGCAGCUUCUGAUCUAGAGUAUGCUUCGAGGACCGUCGUUAGUAACCAUCCAAGCAAUCCUACAAUCAACAUGCAAUUGGUGUGUUAUAGUUCCAAUGGUAAGAGAAGCAGAAAAAGGAAACAACAACCUUACGACGUUGUGAAGGGACAACCAGAUGAAUACGCCAAGAGAUUGGAGAGACCAGCUGAGAAAAGGAUUUCAACGCCGACAAAGUCUUCUUUGCGUCUGCAUGUUCCAGAAAUUACACCAAAACCUAUGCAGAUUACAGACAACAAUGUUCAGAGGAGGGAGCACAUGUUCGAUACGGUUCUGACUCGGGGGGACGUGGGGAUGCUGAACCGGCUGGUGGUACCGAAGAAGCACGCGGAGAAGUACUUCCCGCUGGACAGUUCCUCCACCCGCACCAGCAAGGCCAUCGUACUCAGCUUUGAGGACCCUGCUGGGAAGUCAUGGUUCUUCCACUACUCCUACCGGAGCAGCAGCCAGAACUACGUCAUGUUCAAGGGGUGGACUGGCUUCGUCAAGGAGAAGUUUCUCGAAGCCGGCGACACCGUCUCCUUCAGCCGCGGCGUCGGGGAGGCCACGAGGGGGAGGCUCUUCAUCGACUGUCAAAAUGAGCAGAGGUACAUGUUCGAGCGAGUGCUGACGGCGAGUGAUAUGGAGUCGGAUGGCUGCUCGCUGAUGGUCCCAGUGAACUUGGUGUGGCCGCACCCCGGCCUCCGCAAGACGAUCAAGGGGAGGCACGCCGUGCUGCAGUUUGAGGACGGCAGCGGCAACGGGAAGGUGUGGCCAUUUCAGUUUGAGGCCUCCGGCCAAUACUAUCUCAUGAAGGGCUUGAACUACUUUGUUAACGACCGCGACCUUGCGGCUGGCUAUACCGUCUCCUUCUACCGCGCCGGCACGCGGUUGUUCGUCGACUCCGGGCGUAAAGAUGACAAAGUAGCCUUGGGAACCAGAAGCCGCGAAAGGAUCUAUCCUAAGAUCGUGCGGUCGCAGUAGCUAGCGUGCCAACUCUCAAGAUUCUAGGAUGCUACCUCCUGCCUGUGCUGAAAUGUAUGAUUCAUUAAAAAAUUCCAGGACAAGAAUAAGAGUUCUUGUAAGGAUGUCUGCUACCGAUUUUUUUUUC